CCACCCUCAACCCCCCUCCCACUCAAACCAAAAAAAUGUGCCUAACCUUAACAACCAAACACCCCCUCUGCGGCUGCCUCACCACCACAACAUUCACGCCCUGCCGUCUCAUCCCCUGGAACCGGUGUAUCCGGCGCGAGAUGAUAAUAGUCGAGGGAACGCGUCGACGGAAUAAUCUUCUCUGCGAAGCUUGCAGCGACAGCAGCAGCAGCAGAUAUUCCGAACGGAGAAUGAACAGACUAUACACUCUGAUGGCAUGUCUUGAGGGAUUUGACUCGAGUGUUGAGUUUGCUUGUUUGGAUGUAGAUGAUGAACAACAUAGUCAGGAUGACGGUGUUCAGGAGUUCCGGUUGGGAGAACAUGAUGGUUAUAGUAAUAGUGGCGAUGGUGGUAGUGGUGGGAGUAGUGAUGAGGGUUGGUAUGGAGAUGGAGAUGGAGAUGGAGAUGGAGAUGGAGAUGGAGAUGGAGAUGGAGAUGGAGAUGGAGAUGGAGAUGGGGAGGGAGAGGGAGAAGAAGGGGAUGAGGAAGAAGAAUAUAUAGAAGAGUCCUCCUCCUCCUCAGAGGAAGAACUGGUGGUGCUUCGGUGUGACCUGAGUAGAGUUUGUGAUUCGAUUGCCUCGUCGCGCGUUUGUCAUGGCACUGGGGUGAUGGGGAGGGAGAAGAGACGGUUUGGGAGAGGGAGGGUACGGGGGCCUAAGAGGAGGGAUACGGCUGAUGAGGAGGAUAUGGAGAUGGAUAUGGCGAUGGCGAGGGCGAGGGUGGAGGAUCAGAGGGUUUCUUCUAUUUCUAAGGUCUCAUCGAUAUGA
Messenger RNA from Aspergillus costaricaensis CBS 115574, 806 nucleotides. RefSeq lists its product as uncharacterized. Lineage: Eukaryota; Fungi; Ascomycota; Eurotiomycetes; Eurotiales; Aspergillaceae. The coding region runs from base 36 to 806 and encodes 256 amino acids. The record is from RefSeq and is a predicted model, not a curated record. The transcript has a single exon.